CCCUCUGACCCCGUGGAUCUGCCUCCCGAAGGAGAGGGCGCGAGAGGGGUGUGUGUGCGCGCGCUGAGCGACCUCUCCAGGCAUUGCAGGGGUGCUUGGCGCUCCCGCAGUCAGGCGAGCAGCGGGCUUCGGUGAAUCCUGCCGCCGCUCGCUUAGCUCCCGCCUUGCGGGAAGGGAGCUCUCCCGCCCAAAUCCUCGCGGGUGAGCCCUCCAACCCUCGGCUCAAUCUCUUUUGGAAAGCAGCCACCGGCUUCUUUUUUCCCAGCUGGAGAACGAGAGGGGAGGGCGGGGGUGACUCAGGCUGCUGGCGCCGCCGCCGCUCCUCCUCCAUGAAAGGAGCUCAGCAAGAAGAAUUGAUUCCUUUGCUUCUCAUCCCAGGCCACCGGGGCAGAAAGAGAGAAAGGAGCGAGAGCAUGCCGGUGAUGCGCUGCUGCUGAGGAGCCCGAGCCGAUCUGCAGAGUUUGCAGGUCAUUAGUGCUGCACCAAACUCCGGGCGAGGUAACUGCCCUUACUCAGGAUAGUCACCAUGGAUAAUAACGUUGCUGAGCACCAACUCAGUGUCAUAAGAAGUCCACCUGGAUGGGAAAUAGGUAUCUAUAUUACUGGAGCACUUGUUCUGCUGGGAAUAGCUGGAGUAAAUCUGUGGAAGCUAUGGAGGUCUGGCAGCUAUCCUGCGCCAUCUCCAUUUCCAAACUACGACUACAGAUACCUAGAACAAAAAUAUGGGACCACAUAUUCUCAGAUCAAGCAAAAGAGAGCUGCGAACAACUUCCGAAAGGCAGGAGAAAGGACCUCUCCUGUUCGCAAGCCCAGCUUGAAAAUGGAUGACACCUUCGAAAACAUUAAUGAGUUGGGCACUUUGGAGCUGAUGAAUAAAGACCUUGAGUUGGCUCCCUAUGGGCCACUGAAAAAGUCCAUCUCCACCGAUUCUCUCUGUUCCAUCUCCUCAAUUGGAAAUAACUUUGGCCAUGAGUUCACAGUGGGACAAGUGGAAGUCAAUAUGGAAUACAAUGUGAACUCCAACACCUUGCAUGUCACACUUCUACAGGGCAAAGAUCUCAUGGAGAAGGAAGAUGUCAACUUUGAAUCAUGCUUUGUGCGCAUCAGUUUGCUUCCGGAUGAGCAAAUAGUUGGCAUUUCAAGGAUUCAAAGGAGUGCCUACUCAGUCUUCUUCGAUGAGAGGUUUUCAAUCCCCUUGGACCCUUCCGCGCUGGAGGAAAACAGCUUGAGGUUUUCCGUCUUUGGCAUAGAUGAAGAUGAAAGGAACAUCAGCACUGGAGUCGCUGAGCUGAAGUUGUCAGACUUGGAUCUCUCCAUCAGGCCCUUCAAUGCGUGGCUGUAUCUACAGGACAUGAACAAGGCAACUGAUUCAGUGGGUGAAAUUCUGCUUUCUCUUAGCUAUCUCCCAACGGCAGAGCGGUUGACGGUAGUUGUGGUUAAGGCCAAGAAUCUUGUGUGGACCAAUGGGAAAAUGACUGCAGAUCCUUUCGUCAAAGUGUACUUGCUGCAAGACGGGAGAAAGAUCAGUAAGAAGAAGACUGCGGCAAAGAGAGAUGACACUAACCCAGUGUUUAAUGAAGCCAUGAUUUUCUCAGUGCCAGCAAUUGUUCUACAGGAACUGUCUCUCCGGGUGACUGUCGCAGAGUGUUGUGAAGACGGGAGAGCUGAAAACAUUGGCCAUGUUGUCAUAGGCCCAGCUGCAGGUGGGAUGGGCAUCACGCAUUGGAACCAGAUGUUGGCCACCUUGAGGAAGCCUGUGUCCAUGUGGCACCCACUUCGACGAAGCUAAGGCAUGCUUGCACCUUGCUGUGAAUAAUCCAACUUGGUGCCUAAACACUAUCAGUAGGCAGAUACUGUUGGCAAAUGGAGUUCAUUAUUGCUAGAAACUAAAACUUAUUUUUUCUCCAAAUAUUCUUCACAAAAUGGAGUUGCAGCAACAGGAAAGGGGGGGAAAUGUUCAGUUGCCAAAUGGGACCACACAAGCCUUGGAAAAGCUUCAGACAACUGAAACCCGUAAGAGAGGAAGCCAUUCAAGUACAAAGGACUGCCCUGAAGUAGCUUGCUGAUAAAUAGGGUGGCCUUUUGCCUCCAUCACUCUAAAAUCACCAGCUUGGAGAACCAGUCA
Messenger RNA from Lacerta agilis (Sand lizard), 2125 nucleotides. RefSeq names its product synaptotagmin 12 (gene SYT12). Gene Ontology annotation, biological process: regulation of calcium ion-dependent exocytosis; regulation of dopamine secretion; calcium-ion regulated exocytosis. The transcript has 8 exons. Gene Ontology annotation, molecular function: clathrin binding; calcium ion binding; SNARE binding. NCBI's taxonomy places the organism in Eukaryota, Metazoa, Chordata, Lepidosauria, Squamata, Lacertidae. The record is from RefSeq and is a predicted model, not a curated record. The coding region runs from base 527 to 1789 and encodes 420 amino acids.